GGCAUGCCCCGCGGCAAAAUGGCGGCCUGAGCCGAGCGCGCGGGUCCCGGCUGAGAGGGGCGGGGGGCAAAGUUUUGCGGCGGGCAAAGGGCUGUUUCCAACCGGCUCGGAACCGGCCUCAAAGUUACGGGGGUUCCCCCAGGGAAGCCGGAGCGCGGGGUUGGGCCCCGGUAGGUGGAGGCGCGGAUCCGAAGCGGGGAGCCUGUUGCUGAGAUCCGGAGCCCCUCGGCGGGACCACGGGGCGCCCGUGGUUGGGGCCGGGUCGCCAGCCGCCUCUUGGCCCUGGGCUGAUGCGGGGUCGUCCGUAGGCAGCAGCAGCAGGUAGCGGCGGGCGGGGCUGACCUGCGUCCUCCGUCGGGAUCGCGGCUGAGUUGCAGGGAGUAGGCAAGCCGGCUAGGUCUGGGGGUGAAGCGGAGCGGUGGGCUCUCUUGGGGCUGAAAGUUUGAUAUAAGUGAGCCACGGGGGGGGGGCUGGCUUUUGGGGGACAAUUGGAGCAGGAGUUGGGGGAAUUGAGAAUGGAUAUUAAUAGGUGCGGAUUUAAGAAUUGAUUUAGAUCUAUUCUUGGGGCAGUGAUUUCUUACCCGCACUGUGUGCACAACAGAGGGGGAAAUAAGUAAGACUGAAACUUACUGCUGGAGGAGAAAUCGCCUGCCUGAGGGACAAAGGAUGGAAACAGUGGAGAUUAGUACAUAGUACUAAAAGGAGCUGCUGGAGCAGAAGCCGUUGCCCAGAUGCUGUUGGAUGCGGUGCGGAUACCGCAGACUCAGAGCCGGGAGGACGAACAUGUUUGGACAGGACAUCACUUUGGGUCUGUUGUUGGGUUGAGUGCCUUCUUCAUGAGGCUUCAAAUCUGAAUCCAGGCUGGUGACCUAUUGUGCAAGUCAAGCGAGGGGACAAUGACGAGCACUGCACCUUCCAAGAAGCCUUACCGCAAGGCUCCUCCGCAGCACCGCGAGAUCCGGCACGAGCUGCCCAUCCUGCGCGACGACCAAGAUGGUGUGAUUUUGGCGGAGCAGAGUCAGGAGCCCUUGACGGAUGCAGAAAGGAUGAGGUUGUUGCAGCAUGAGAAUGAGGAGCUGCGUCGGCGUCUGGCUUAUGUCACCAACAAAAUGGAGGCAAUGGAAAGGGAGUUGGAGUCUGGGCAAGACUAUCUGGAGAUGGAGCUGGGCCAGAAUCGUGAGGAGCUAGAAAAAUUCAAGGACAAGUUCCGUAGGUUGCAGAACAGUUACACAGCCUCACAGAGAACCAAUCAGGAUUUGGAGGAGAAGCUGCACACCCUGAUUAAAAAAGCCGAAAUGGAUCGCAAGACUCUUGAUUGGGAGAUUGUGGAGCUCACUAAUAAACUAUUGGAUGCCAAAACAACCAUCAACAAACUGGAAGAGCUUAAUGAGCGAUAUCGGCAGGACUGUAACCUGGCAGUGCAGCUCCUGAAGUGCAACAAGUCUCACUUUCGGAAUCACAAGUUUGCUGAUCUUCCCUACGAGCUGCAAGACAUGGUCAACAAGCACCUGCAUAGCACUCAGGAGACCUCCGGCCCUGGGCAGGAGGCCCCUCACACCUUGGCUCCAUCGGACGUCGUGCCCACCUCGGUGAUCGCCAGAGUCCUGGAGAAGCCGGAGUCCCUGGUGCUCAACUCGGCCAAAUCCAGCAGCGGCAGUUGCUCCAUCGCCGAGGACGUCUUUGUGCAUGUCGACAUGAGCGGAGCUCCUUCCGACGCUUGCCCAAGCCCAGGCCAGCCCGGGAGCGAGGGGGCGGAGGGAGCGCGGCAGCAGAACGGGGGCUGCAAACCUCCAAGCGGCUUGGAGGGCCUCCCUGGCGAGGUGCCCACAUUUGAGAAGCUGAGCCCAUACCCCACCCCGCCCCCACCCCACCCCAUGUACCCGGGGCGCAAGGUGAUCGAGUUCUCGGAAGACAAGGUGCGGAUCCCGAAGAACAGCCCCCUGCCCAACUGCACCUAUGCCACGCGCCAAGCCAUCUCCUUGAGCCUGGUCCAGGGGGAGGAGGAGAACGGCGACAGGCAGCGUACCCUUCCCAGCAGCCCCGCCUCGGAGGGCCAGCGCUCGGCUUCCAGCUGCUCUUACCAGCCGUCCCCCAAGGUGAGUCGAGCUCACGGCUCCUCGCAGAGCAGCCCCUUCAGCAGCCCCCCGCAGGUGCCCAGCACCUUUGCCAGCUCGGCCAGCUCUGAGGAGGACCUGCUGGCCAACUGGCAGCGGAUGUUUGUGGAGAAGGCUCCCCCGACCACGGAGCGGGUGCUGGUGAACCGCACCUCCUUCAGCCGUGACACGGCCCAGGAGCUCCAGAAACGGUUCAGCCGCUCCAUGCAGGAGCUAGGCCGGGCCGCCUCCACCUACUCGGAUGGCGAGGAGUCAGUGCAGAGCUGCAGCUGGACGGUGAGCAGGGACUCCAGCACAGACACCGACAGCACCGAGUCCCGUGCUCGCCGGGGCCACCUCUCCUCCGACUACGGCACGGACUUCUCCCAGGACGAAGCCCACAAGCUGCUGCAAGGGGGUGGCGGAGAGGGGGCGGCAGAACCCACCAGCUCUUCCCCAGAGAAGCACAAAGACUACGUAGACCUCGACUUGUCCGGGAGCCCGGCCGAAGAGCAGGAAACGCUGCUGCAGGGAAGCCAGGAAAACAGCCAAGAGGGCAGCUCCGAGCAGAGCAGGGAGUGCAAGAGCAAGCCUCCUCCGGGCCGCCCCCACCGCAGCCCCAAGAGGAUGGGGGUUCACCACCUCCAUCGGAAAGACAGCCUGACGCAGGCCCAGGAGCAAGGCAACUUGCUCAACUGAGGGUAGGAAGGAAGCUGCCCAGGUGCAGCGUUGCACCCAGCUCCCAAGGGCUGUUACUCUACUCCUGAGGUUGAAAGGAGGACCGUCAUGGGACUCCUUCCCAGGAAUUCCAGGCCAUUUUUAUAUAUUUAUUGUCUUUUUUAAUGCACACUAAGAACGGAGGCAGCUCCCCUGCUACAGCACCAGGGCAAAACACUCGGGUUCCCACCAGCACAGGUGCUUUGUGUCCACAGCUCAGUUUGCACUCAUGCCCUUCCUUCCACAGCUCAGUUCUGCCUUCACACUCCGAUUCCUUCCUGCUAACAUCCCAUCCCAUUGUUGGUUCUGAGUUACGCCCCUGCGGCACCUUAAGCCUCUAUUCCUACGUGCCAAGAAGUAGGAACACGCUGUCCCUAUUUUCCUCGUGUGAAUCUUCCCCCAGGUGAAGGCUGCGGGUGGGGUGCGACGGCUUCCGUUAGGUGGGCGUCCCCAGAUGUGUGAGCUUUGCUGCUUUCUUUUUCUGCAUUCUGCUACGUGGAUGUGCGCUGGCGUGAAUAGGUGGGACGAUGCUCAGAGGCCACCUCCAGAGUUCCCUUGCUUCCUGAACCCAGCAUGGUUACUCGUUGGGAGGAGCGCCACUCGGGAGCCUGCCAGAAUGGGCCUUGGAGCUUCCCUGCUCCAGCCAGCCAGCAAAAUGGAGGCUGGUCCAUUUGCCAUAAUGGGUUCGGCUGUGUGUGACUGUCAUGCCGGCUCUUUCUUGGGUGGUCUGUGUCUCAUUUGAAUGACGUGAAGCUAUGUGUUCUUUGACUUGCUUUCUUAUAGGUCUUUGUCUUUUGAAAUGUGCUUACCUCUUCCUUUUGUGAACGAGCAAAGAAUGUGCAGGGAUGGGGUGGGGAGGAUUGGUCAGAGAGCAUCUGCUCUGCAAGAAGUGGCUCAUCUCAUUGUCACUGUUGCCCUAUGGCCACCACCAGCUGAGGAGUUGCUAAAGCCUAAGCAAUGCGGCCAUCUUGCCUCUGUAGGACCAUCCUGUUUGCCCCUUGGAGAGAUGGUGAGUGAGGAUGAGCAUCCUAUCGGGGCUGUGAUCCAAAUCGACACUAGUGCCUUCCCAAGGCCUUAGGCAAGGUCUGAUAUUCCCCCUCCCCUACUUGCUUUGUUUUUUUGUAUGUAUUCAGUGUUGUAUUUUUUUUCUCCCUUUGCAGUAUGUUUCUGUGUUUUGCGUAUAUCUGUGCACGCACCUGGGGAGGAAAAGGUUGCCAGUGUUAGGAAUUUUUCACUGAAUGAUCACGUUCCAUAGACGCUGUUUCCUAGCCUGCCCUUGGUGCAACCCGUGCAAUCUUCAAGAAAACAGUGAGAAGACUAGGCUGCUGAGCUUGGUUGCACUGCCAGCUGCUUAUGUCCGGAUGGAGUCUGUGAUCUUCUGCUGGAGGGUACCCUAAAGCCUUUCUUCUCAGCACAGGGAGUCUUCUCCCUUGCAAACACCAGCAAAGCAGCUGCAAGCUGCUCAGAAAACCCACUCAUAGCCCUGCAGGACCAAGAACUUUCCCCAAAACCUUCCAGUAUCCAUUGGAUGGCUGCCAUGGCCUAUCUUGUGUUGAUCUGCUUGCCUUUUGUGCUGUCCCCUGCUGCCUCCCUUUAGACCUAACCAAGGUCUGCUGUGUGUUAAUUGUGGAGCAGUCUGGCCAUAGCUAACGUUUUGAUGUGGCCUUCUUCACUGGCCACUUCUCUUGCUGACAAGCUGCUGGCGGUUGCAUCCCAGCAUUGGGGUGUGACUCAGUAUUUUCAGUUUAGCUAUGCUAAUAAAUUGGUGCUAAAUAUGGACACCCUACAUUUUGCCUAUGCGGCACUUAACCUGUAAUGAUCUGACUUCUACAGCUGGCAGCUGCUUGCUUUGCUCAGCCACUCUCCUCCUUCAACCCUUGAUUUCUUGGAAUUUCCUUUGCUCUUCAAAAGGUAGAACCCAAGUUGCCACAUGUUCCUGCUCCAGCACUGCAGUGUUCUCUUUCUUGCUGCAAAGGCUGCUGGAGAUGGGAAGGCUCUGGGGCUUCCUGGUGACCUCUUGUUUGUGGUCAGUAUUGGACAGACAUGGUGCUGGGUGAAGCCUAUCCCAUAGAAUCUGGGCCCUUCUCUUGAGCUUGGCGAAAAUGGAACUGAUUUUAGCACAUCCCACCGAGACGAUUUUUUAGUCUGGAGCCCAGGCCUCUUUUCUGUGGCUGGGCUGCACAACUGCACAUAAGGCAAUCUGAAACUGUCACAAUUGCAGCCACCAAACGGACAAUUCCAAGCAGUCACUACGAUGUUGAUUGAGACCAAUGUCCACUUCCUUUAAUUCUAUUGUACUAAAGGUUGGGAGGAGGGAAGAGAAAGGAGAUCAUUCUCGAGUGCAACCUAACCGUGCCAUUUAUUUCACAUGGGUCUGGGUGGCAGCGAAAACCUGCAGGAGAAUUGAGGAUCAGGUCUGUGUUAGUCCUGCUGCUGCAGCCUUCCUCCCAGAGCUCCUUUUGUGCAGUCCUGCAUCUCAGCCCUUUGCAUCCUUCUCCUCUCUGGCAGUAUUAUGAAUUCUCUCUCGGGGAGCUUGAGUUGCCUUCUUUGGCUGCCCCGUAUUUUACAAUGUCCCAACUCAAGACUGUUAAUCUGCGACUAAUGUGUUUUUUCUGAGAUUUUCAAACUGAUGAUGUAUAUUUUAAAGCCAGAAAUAAACUAUUUUAAAAGUA
Molecule: messenger RNA, 5482 nt
Organism: Podarcis raffonei (Aeolian wall lizard)
Lineage: Eukaryota; Metazoa; Chordata; Lepidosauria; Squamata; Lacertidae
Gene: TJAP1
Product: tight junction associated protein 1
Exons: 10
Coding region: 897-2792 (631 amino acids)
Biological process (GO): Golgi organization
Cellular component (GO): trans-Golgi network
Source: RefSeq, a predicted model, not a curated record